AUGAAUGAAAAGUACCAGAGUGAAUACCCCAACUCGAACUAUUUGAGUAAUUUGAAUAACCUUAAUCAAACUAAUCAAAGUAUCGAAUUAAAUAGAUUACCAACAUUAGGGGAAAUUUUAUCGAACAAAACCAAAUCCCCAGUGGAUUUAUUCACAUUUUAUAAAUUUAUGAAAGAGAUAGAGAACAAAGUUGAAUAUUUGGACUUUUGGUUUGAUUUAGUUAAUCAUUUAAACUUAUGUAAACAUUAUGUUAAAGGAUUAAGAAAUUCGUUAAUAAAGAAUAAUAAUUUCAGAAAUUCUAAUAUACUGGAGAAUCAUAAGAGUCUUAGUUCUUCAGUAUUGUUGGAUAUGAUUCUUAACGAUGAUAUCUUACAAGAUAACGAUAGCAAUAGAUUAUCACAAUUUUUAAGAGGAGAUUUAAAUGUUAAUGAUCCAAAAUUAGUCGACUUAAUUAAUCAAUAUGAGGUUGAUCAUCCCGAUAAACAUGAAAAGUAUGGUGACAUUAGACCUCCAAGUGGAUUUUCCUCCAUAGACCAUAAAAGGAUAUCAUCCCAUUCAAAACUCAUGGACGAUUUCAAUGACACUGAUAUGAACCAUGAAACUGAUUCCCCUAAUUUCGAGAAGAGAAAUUCCAUUAAUCCUUCAUUACUUGAAAAGAUCGUAAGGAACUCACCUAAUUUAUCAUCAAACUCAAGUUUCAUUACUAGAAACAAUUUAAAAGAAUCAACCCAAAACUUAUUAUUAACUUACUUUGUUGAUGAUGCUGAAAAGAAUUUGAAUUUACCUACCAAUUUAAAUAACCAAAUCAUAAGGUCAAUCGAGGUUGAUGGUAGAGAUGAUCCUGAUAUUUUCAAUAAUGUUAAAUCAUACAUUUUCUCCAAGAUUGAAAAUGAACAUUUACCAAAUUUCUUGAAUUUCAUUGCUAUCAAGAAUUUGAAUUCAAAUUUCUUAAGAAUCAUUAUUGGUUUAAUCUUUUUAUUCAUUGCAUUUUGGAUUGGUUAUGUCCUCAUCUUUUUAAACUAUUCCAAACCCAUUCGUAUACCUGUUUUAAUACCUUUCCUUAUUGGAUUUUAUUCCAUAAUAUCGUCAAUAUACUUAAUUGAUCCCAUAUUAGUUUGGUUCAAAAGAUCACAAUCAUUUGAUUCCAAAAAACUAGUAAAGAUAAAAGAACCUUUCAUUUUCAAAUUAUUAUUCAAAAGAAGUUUAUGGGUGACUUUCCUCAUAUUGUUAUUGACUGCCAUAUUAACUUUAAUAUUUUGUUUAGUACCUGGUCAUAGAUUAUAA
This is a messenger RNA of Yamadazyma jaroonii, 1284 nucleotides long. The record is from the annotation of a GenBank genome assembly. NCBI's taxonomy places the organism in Eukaryota, Fungi, Ascomycota, Pichiomycetes, Serinales, Debaryomycetaceae.